This is a messenger RNA of Drosophila gunungcola (fruit fly), 2632 nucleotides long. RefSeq names its product RNA polymerase-associated protein LEO1. Gene Ontology annotation, cellular component: nucleus; Cdc73/Paf1 complex. Gene Ontology annotation, biological process: positive regulation of transcription elongation by RNA polymerase II; transcription elongation by RNA polymerase II. The record is from RefSeq and is a predicted model, not a curated record. Gene Ontology annotation, molecular function: RNA polymerase II C-terminal domain phosphoserine binding. The coding region runs from base 190 to 2568 and encodes 792 amino acids. The transcript is spliced from 3 exons. NCBI's taxonomy places the organism in Eukaryota, Metazoa, Arthropoda, Insecta, Diptera, Drosophilidae.
AACACAUAAAAGUAAUUUUAAACACCUAACGUGUUUAACAACACUUAUUGAUAAAAUUAAAGGUGGCAACUCUGCCUAUUAUCGAUUGUAUCUGCUGUCAUCGGGAAACAUACAUUCUUUUGUGAAAAAGUUUCCGUUGCCGUAGUUUUUUUUUUACUAUUUUACCACAUCUACGUGGGAAGCUCACUUAUGGUUGAUCCAGAUGCACAGCGUUAUCGCUUAAGUCUGCGUGGCUUGAAUGAGGAAAAUUCGAGAAUCUUCGAUAAUGGGUGCUCAAGGAAAGAGUCGUCCCCCAGCGGUGAUGAACUAGGGAACCCAACUAACCGUAAGCUGCAUAAGAGCCGUUCCCGUACCCGGCGACCAACAUCAAACGGUGCUGUGGGGAACACAGGUCAAAAGCCCCUUAAAGAGCUGCCGGAUGGGGCACGGUCCUCCACCUCUUCGGGUUCCGGUUCCGGUUCUGGUUCCAGUUCAGACUCCAGAUCUGGCUCCAGCUCAAGGUCCAGUUCUGGCUCCAGUUCUGGCUCCAGAUCUGGCUCCAGCUCAAGCCCCAGCUUUAGCCCCGAGGUGAAAUCCCCCCAACACUCUCCAAAAGAUGUUGAGCACUCUGCAAGCUUGAUCGUUAAAACGGAACCAAAUGAUGAACGCGUGGAUGGGGACGAAAUAUUGCCCUCAAAACAAGCUGAUUCAGUCUCGAUGUCCUCUUCUAGUGACUCCAUAACAAUCUUAUCCGAGAUAGGAAACAUUUCACCAAUAGAAGUCGUGGGUAGCUCAGAGGAAGAACUGGAAGGAAUCGAGAAAAAUCGCUACAAAUCAAGUGGCAGUGUAUAUUCAUCACGCUCCAUGAAAGACUCGCCAAUAUCGAACUUAAAGGACAAGUCAUUUCCUGAUAGCCACGGAAUAAAAGAAGAACCGAAUGGAGAUUAUAAUGACAAGAUUAUAAUGCCCAGAGUAUUUCCUCCAAUUCCCAGUUCAAGUGGGAGUGUACCCUCAUCACUCUCCAUGAAACCUACCGAAAUAUCGAACUCCAAGGACCAGUCAUUUCCUGAUAGUCAAAGCUUAGAAGAAGAACCGAAAGGAGAUAAUAAUGACAAGGAAAAAAUACCAAUUUCUCCAGUUUCUAGUUCAAAUGGCAAUGUAUUAUCGUUGCUCUCCAGGACAUCGCCAGACAUUCCAAGUCCAUGCUCAGGAGAUGAACCGACCGAAUUUAUAGGCAAGAUGAAAUUACUGCAAGACCAAUCAGAUUCUUUUGACAGUCUUCAUAUAAAUUCCGAUCAGCAGUCAAGAGAAACAAUUAAUUUGAAAAGACUUCGCAAUGAAUCGCCUGAGAUGGAGAUUUCCUUUAGCAGCGAGGAAGAAACUGGCCAACCCAAAGAAAAUUUGGAAAAACUUCGCAAUGAAUCGCCUGAGAUGGAGAUUUCCUUUAGCAGCGAGGAAGAAACUGGCCAGCCCAAAGAAAAUUUGGAAAAACUUCGCAAUGAAUCGCCUGAGAUGGAGAUUUCCUUUAGCAGCGAGGAUGAAACUGGCCAACCCAAAGAAAAUUUGGAAAAACUUCGCAAUGAAUCGCCUGAGAUGGAGAUUUCCUUUAGCAGCGAGGAUGAAACGGGCCAACCCAAAGAAAAUUCAAUUGAUGAUAAGUACCGGAAAAUCUUUGGAGACAAGUUGACGGGCAAAUUCAAGAUGUCCGUACCAGCUGAUAGUAGUGGACUUCUUGGAGGUCCGUCUCAUUUCUUAAGGGUACCUCAUUUUAUACCACUGGAAUCCGCAGCCUACAAAGCUCAGCUGUUUGAGAACCGCAUGACGGCAGAAGAUCUGAAGGACGAGCAGUCUCGCGGGGACUUCAUUAACCGGCUCAAGACAACAAUGAGAUGGCGGGAGAACCAAUACAAGGUGAUGGAGUCGAAUUCGAGGCUGGUUCGCUGGUCCGACGGCAGCGAGACCUUCCAUGUGGGCGCCGAGGUCUUCGAUGUGAUGCACCAUCCGGUGACCGAUGACCUAAGCCACUUGUAUGUGCGCCAAGAGACAUGCUACCAAGGCCAGGGAUUGAUCAAGGACAAGAUGACGCUGCGCCCCAAACUGGACUCUAAAUUCGGACAGAGUCACGUCCAAGGCAUGCGCAAUCGCGCGAUGAAUAAGCCGCAAACAGGCUGUGUCAAGGUGGUAAUGGACAUGGGCGUUGAUCCCGUGCAGGAUCGUGAGCAGCGGGUCAAGGAGGAGCUGGCCCAACUUCGAAAAGAGGAGCGAGAGAAAAGUCGCGAGAUGACUCGCAAUAGGCCACGUGGUCGGGAGUUUGGUGCCAAAGCAAAGGACACCCAAGGCAUACUUAGCAACCGCAAUACGGCCACAAAGCCAGCGGAGAUCGAUGGGCAGGAUAGUGAUGGGGAUGAAGAUGUAGAUGACUCAAACAAAGAGGAUUCAAGUGAGAAUGAGGCCGACGGGGAAAUGUCCGAUGAACCCAGAUGGAGCACUUCCAAGGCCAAGGAAUCGGAUUCCGACGAGGGUCCCAAGAUUAGAUGUGUUAAGCGCAAAACCAAGCAGUUGUUCUAUUCCGACUCUGACUCCGAUUAGUUAUCCGCUGUACUCGAAAGCGUAAUAAAUAAAUGCGUUAUUCACUGAUAAUUAGUUAACAAUU